UGCGGUGACGCUCGGGAUUCAAGCUGGGUGAGUGGUGAGUGCCUUUGAGGUUGAUGUCGUUCAAAGAAAAGCACAAGACAGCUUCCCCGCUCAUGAGAUUUUAUUCAUCUCGACACAACCAAAGUAAUCGCGUCACCAGAGUGUAAGAGAGACGGGCCAAAAUGGCAUCCUUCCUCUCAUACAUCCCGCUGGUCAACCGACUGGUGAGAGGGGCGCCCACUACCAUCGAUCUUCCUCCCGUCGAGGUUCACAAUGUGGAAGCAGACCCGGACAAGAGGCCGCGCACGUUGAAGCAUCUUCUGAAGGCCAACCAUGUCAAUCACUCCAUUCUGUAUCACAAUCUCGAAUUCGACAACCACAUGGCGCACAUUCUGUGCUCAUCAUAUCUGCUCGGCGCAGAAUCACAACACUUGUAUCACAUAUUCGAAGUGGAAGCCAAAACCCUCGAGCCGUGGAAAGAUUCCCCUGCAGAGAUGGGCGAGGAAGACUGGCGUGAUUUCCUCGGAGACAAAAGAUACCAAAGAGCUUUCGUAGACUUUUUCGAGGAUGCCUUGGCGAUGAAGCACGCGUAUAAGUGGAAGGGUGUAGUGGACGAGUACAUGUUCUCCGGAGAUGAGCCCCUCGUCAAUGGUCUUGUUGGCGGUCUCGGUCACCCCCUCAUCCACCUUGGCUACGCCUACGAGUUCGACAGUCGCGAGAUCGCCACAGAGGCCCUCGGUCUUGCCUCUACACAGUACAACUAUCUCCACAGAUACCUCGACGACCCAACCUACACCGUCAAACCAACCACCUCAUCCACUCCCUUGGAGCUCCUGAACAAGCUCUCCAACGACACCCGCUUCGACAAUCUCUUCAAAACCCCCGCCUUCUCCAACAUCGAAGCCCUCUUCCACAGCAAAGAAUCCGAAGGCUUGGUACUGGAGUACUGGAAUGCCUGGGACAUCACCUCCUCUGCCUGCUCCCCAGCAGAACAAUUCCAGCUCUCACAAGAAGCCGCUGUCCAACUUUUAGUAGCAACCGUUGCCCCGGGAACACACUCUUACAACUUCUUCCUGGUGCACGUUCUAACCACCAGCCACGCCGUGAGAGUUCUCUUGCCGUUCAUUCCGGCGAAAUUCCAUGUCAGUAUUGUGAGACAGUGGUGGUUGUUGGCCUUGGCGGCGUAUAUUGCUGUCUUGAGGCCGAAGAUUGACGUGGAUUAUGUGCCUGGGGAGGGGGAGCUGAAGGGGAAGGGGUGGAAGUAUGUUGAGCACAAGGCUUUGACGGGGGAAUGGGCUACUGACGCGCAUUAUGUCAAGGCCAUCCGGGCGAUGAGGGAAGCGGCGAGGACUUGGGGGGAUGUUCAUGAGAAGUAUUUGGCUGCUGCUGUGAGGUUUAGUGAUGAUUUUGAGGGGUGGUUUUGAAGCGUUGAGGGAGAGGGGAGGUUGAGAUAUGGGUGCGGAAGUUGAUCUUUGAGUUGGCAUCGAAACGGUCGUUCAGCUGAGCUUACAUGUUAUAUUUUGGGGGUUCUGUCUGGCAUCAAAACUGCAAUAUUAUCAAGGAGGUUGUAGCAUGCAUAUAAUUUCAUACUCGGUCCCAUUCAUGUCUCUUUCAUGUUAGCUAUCGUGGUUGCGGUGACAAAGC
Messenger RNA from Podospora bellae-mahoneyi, 1623 nucleotides. RefSeq lists its product as uncharacterized. The transcript has 3 exons. Bases 162 to 1403 code for a protein of 413 amino acids. NCBI's taxonomy places the organism in Eukaryota, Fungi, Ascomycota, Sordariomycetes, Sordariales, Podosporaceae. Gene Ontology annotation, molecular function: oxidoreductase activity. The record is from RefSeq and is a predicted model, not a curated record.